GUGAUUGAACACAGGUGGCUUUAUAAACUGUGCAUAUUCAGAACAAGCAUAAGGGAAGUACAUGUUUGAAAUAGACAGUAUGGACUAUAAAGCUUUGCUGGAGUUAAUUCUGUAGUUAGGAUCACUCUGCAGCAAACUUGUGAAGAAGAAGUAAGCUGGAUUCCAAGUCUGGAUUUUGUAGUACUUAAUAGAAGAAAUCUGGACCCUGUUACAUUAGUUACUUGUACCCUCACAUCUCAGCUUUGAGCUGUAGCAGGCUUUCGUGUUUGUCGCAUUGGGUAAAAUUAGAAACUUUUCCAUUAUGAUCUGAAUCAUUCUUGAAUUUCUCCCACCUCACAACUAAUUUAUGGAGAUGUUCUCAUACUUGUUGCUUCAGUUGCUUUCAUGCUGCAAUUCUAUAAUGCAGUGUAAUAGUCAAAGUCCACCUCUUGUGUGUAAACAUCGUUAGUUCCUAGGAAUAAUUCAGUACUAGGGAUGAUGGGAUUUAAUGGCUUGUCUGCUAUAGGGAGCUGACUAGAUAAGCUGUUCUGAAAUCAAGCCCCAUGUGAGCUUAAAGUUUCACAAUAAAUAACUUUAUUCUCAAAUAAGAACAUUGGCAAUCUUUUCCAGAGUGGUCAGUUAUUUGGAAGUGUAUUUUCGGCAAUGUCAUGUAGACAAACCACACAUCAGCCAAGCUUGGUGUUUGCAGGGGAAUUUAUGAAACAACACAAUUCUUUAUGUGUUCUGCAAAAUAUUCUGCAUUUUCAUUAAGCUAAUACAUAUGACAGCUUCAGAGCUGCAGUUGGAGUCUGACUGGAGCAGAUGCUCUGUGUUUCAUAGGUGUUAGCUUGAUGCCAUUCUUAGCAACCUGGAGACAGUGUUUCCUGUUUUUUUUCAAAGCACACUGAGCCCAGCCUACAAAUCCACAUCCCUGUGUUUUAGUUGCUUCAGAUUGUCAUUCUGUGUUAAUAGCAGCCUUGUUUUCCUGCUUGUUUCAGUUUAGUUGCAUGAAUAGUGAAACUGAGUGGUGUUUUAUUUUUGUUUGUUUAUUUUUCUAGAGCAUUCUUUGGGAAAGGUGGUGUAGUUGAGCUGUUUAUAAAGCAGUUGUGCUUCAUUGGAAGUCAUGAAGUAGUUCAGUACUUAGUUAACUGUUUCUCUGAUCGCCAGGCUAUUCCUGCUCUCUGGAACCAAAUGGGGGAUAGUUCUUCCUGGGUAGCUAACUCACUUUAAAAAAGUUGCUGGAAGCUUUAGAAUAGGAAUUUCUACAACAGACAAGGGUUUCACACUUCACCAGCAUAUACCAAGUAUAUCAUAAAAGGUUUCCGGUUAUUGGAAGAAAAUAACACCUUUAAAACGUGUUAUUGCGUAAAGAAUGGACUUCUGAGCACAGUUGUUGAGAUUGAAACGUGCAGUGUGCUUUCUAAUGGCUUGGUCAUGUGUAAUACAAGUUUGAACAACCUUGAUAGUCAUCAUAGUUUUAACACAGAAAGAAAUUAAAUUUAUCUAUUAAUGGCUAAACAACAAGCAUAAGGCUGGCAUUUAGUCUGCAAAAACAGCUUUCUUAAACUUUUUGUCAAUUCAUUUCGUAGCCUCCUAGACUUCUGGUGCAGAUUCUCUGGGUACCAGGAACACUCGGAUUUCUGAACACCUUACAAGUGUCAGUCACGUACAAGUAGAGAACUGUUGCUAUUGCUUUUCCUGCCUGCUUUGGGGGAAAGGAAACUGGGAUGAUAAUACGUUCGUUCCAAAUCACACAAGAAAUACUAGCAUCUUGUAGAUUAGCAUCAUAUGUAGGUUCGCUUUGCACAGUCGAGUACAUUAAUCAAGGUUAACAAAGGCUGUAGUUAAUGGGACAUUUGAAAAAUACUGUAUUUGGGUGGAGGGAAGCUAAGAAUUUUUUUUUAACCUUUGAUACUGAUGAAGAAACUGAUUUUUAUGAUUUAUAACUAGAGCAGGAAUAACAGUCCUUCCAAUAACUAGUCCUUCCAGUUUAGUCUUAAAAUACUAUUACAAAACUAAGUUUUGUGUUAUGACUUACUGGUUUGUAAUUACUGAAAAAUGUGUGAAAUCUAGUAAAUUUCACAGUUGAGGAAAAGUGUGCUGUAUGGGUUUCUGUGUGUGAUCAAGUUGGAGGGGGAGCAUUAGGGGAAAAAAUAAGUGAUGUACUUUGGCUAACUGAAGAGACAGACUCAUGACUUGUAGUCCAAGCUGAGAUACAGUUUGUUGGGUUUUUUUCAGUUUUUUAUGCAUUACAUUCCAUGCUUGUAGGAGUUUUGUCUCAUCCUUUUAAAAAGCCAGACAUCCAGCUGCUUCAAGUGAUGAUGCCUGUCUGAAAUUGUAGCUGUGGCUAGAAGAGGCCACAAAAAUAUUUAUGCUAAAACUGGAUGGGAAUUUUCUUUUGCCCUUUAAGUUGAUUGUGUCAUGGCAAAGAAUUCUGUUACAAGUUUCUCUUUGUAGUAUCUUAAUCCAAAUGUGAGCAGUGGAGAGAGAAAAUAGAUUUGUUUCUCUUGCUAUUUAUUUGGACACCAAACAUAUGUGAAUUGUUUUGAGUACGGGGUUGGCCCAGAUAACCUCCAGAGGUUCCUUUCAAAUGAAUUUAUUCUAUAAUUCUAUUUCUGAAUGGUUAAUGGAGUAUUCAAUUAAUCAGAAAUAAUGCUCUUCAGUAUUAACUUUUUUUUUCCCUGCAGCACUGCUAUAGCAUUAACUUUAAAACCAAAAACCCAUCCACUACAAAACCAAGCCCAACUGGGGAGCAGAGGGAAUUAAACUUUAAAUAAAAAAAGGGGCAUUUUUUAUAAAUCCUUUAGGUUAACUUUUGUGGUCAAAUGGAAAGGCAGCAGACUGAGUACAGUCUAUGCAAUUCUGGAUUGGUCUCAUUAGUCUAAGCAGUAAUUAAUGGUUUUGCAGCCAGUAUGUUGUUUUAUAUUGCAUAGAAUACCUUAACACUUCAACUCUAGCAAAGUAUUUUUCUAGUUAAUUCUGGGUACAUAUUUAGUGAAAGGCAGGCUGAGAAACCUGUGUAUUUCAAACAAGGAAUGUGAGGGCUAGUGGACAUCAUCCCUUGUUCUCUAUUACGAGUGCUCUUCUCCUUAAGCCAGUAAAGUGGGGAAUAGCAACACUUAGCAGGCAUAACUGUCUAAGUACACUUGUUGGGAAUAUUUAUAGUCCAUUUUUGAAAAACUGUGCUCAGAUACCUGAACUCUAGAAAUAUGAAAACAAAAUUCAAAUAAACCAGCUUAUCUCUGUCAAAUAGAAGGGAAAGGAAUGACAGUUCUGGUGCAGCUUUGCCUCUCAGGGAGGCUGCAAACUCGCAGCAGCAGAACUGAGUGACGACCUCCAGUCUAGUUAAGAACAGUUGGGUCAAACAUAGAAGUUAAGGUUCAGCGAUCUCUUAUUUCAUGCCCUAUUGCUUUGUACCGGUAGGAGGUUAGGUAUGCCUCAAAGAGAUUGGAUUUUGGUGGUUUUGUUUUCAUGUUUGUUUAUUGGGGUUUGUUUUGUCUACCUGUUAAAAUAUUUCCAUAAAUUAACUUCAUGGAUUUCAUGUAGGAAAACUUUGGCAGUUUUGCUUAUAGUUUCUGAUAUAAAGAAAUGCUUGUAAACGUAGCUUUUGAGGAUUGUGAACCACAAAGCCUAUUUGUCAAAUAUAGGAGACUUAUUGAGUAAGACUUACUGUAAAGUUCCCUGAAAUUUUGAGACAGCUGAGUCACUUUAUUGGCUGUACAUUAUGACCCUCUACUGAGGCAAAGAAAUAUAGAGAAACAUCCCCUGGGUGUUUUCUCACAAAUCCAAGCAAAAAAGAAAAUUGGAAGGUUGCCUUUAGAUUGUACAACAUGUCAAAAACCUUAUUUGUCAUUGAGACUUAACGGUUUUUGUUAUUCCAUACUAAUUAGUCAGUCUUUAGCCAAUACUUAACGUGGCAGUUAAUGGUGAUGAAUGACUCUUGCCCAGUGUGUUCCAAGACUGUUCCUGUUUUUUAACUCUUGCUGUUAACUUGGGUACUUUACAUUAAGGCUGGAAAACACUAACUCUUGACUACAGGCAUAAUUUAAACGAUAGAAGUUAAUGGUGCUGACAUAAGGGGAAGUUUCUAGAUAGAGUGAGCUUCCUUUGGGAAAAGAGAAAUAAAAACUUCCAUUCCACAUAAUGCUUUUUGUGGCCAUUCAGCUGUGUGGAUCAUAAAACAUACCACUUAUUCUUCAUUUUUUGUAUUUACGUUCCUGGCUUUUACCAGAAUGAUCGGCAAAUGUUGUGGCUGGAUUAUAAAAGUGAAAGUGUUACUAAUAAAACUGAAAAUUGCUGUUCUGCUGCCCUCUGAAAAGUUUAUGUGGAUGUUGAACAACCAGUUCCACGUACCAAUUUGUCAAGGCAUUCUCACUGGAGGGUGGACAGUGAUUAAUAUAUUGUAUUUUAUCUUCUUGUAAUUUCAUGCUGUCACCUCCUGAAAUCUCCUUAAAUUUUAAUAUUAAGUUCUAUACAAGAGCACUUGUCCUGAGAAAACCUCUAAUGCCUAAGAGAGCUAAUUUUUAAGCAACAUCUACACAUCUUGAGUAGUUUUGAUUAGGGUGUAUAACUGAGGAUGUGUCCAAACAGGGUGCCAGUGAGUACUGCUUUUAGCCUAGAAAGUUUGUUACGAAGAUUGAUUUUAUAAUAAAUUAUGUUUUGGUGUAAACCAGUAAUAUGUGAAAUUGAAAUGCUGUCAUUGUAGAUUAUAAACUUAAUCAGUUAUGUGCACUUUUAAAUAAUUGGUUUCUAGCUAAAAGAAGGCACUUAAAGUUGAUUGCAACAUGUUAUUUGAGAAGGUGAAGUUUAACUGGUUUUGGUUUGUUUUUUAUGUUUAACUGCCUACCAAGGUUUUGGUUAGUAAAAUUCUAAUAACUUGCUCUGAAAUGGAGGAUAAAACAGUGAUGUUGUUAUCACUGCUCAGCAGCACUCUCUAGAUCUUAGAUACCUCCAGCUUGGAAUGUUUUGACAUGUAGGGGAAGGUGGCAUAACUACCAACAAUAGAUAAAGGAUGAAAACAGAAGCCAAUGAGCAGCAAAACAGCAGUGGAUACAUGAAGGACAGCAAGACUUAUUCCUGACUGUGGAAACUCUUCUCAAUUAUGUUGUCAAAUUACUUUUCAAUGCAGCUCUUUAACUCUUCUUUCAUCAACUCUUUUCCAAGCCUUUCAUUGUAUAAUGCAUAAGCAGAUAGGGUAGUAUCGCAAGCAACUGCAAGGUGAUACAAGGAGCGUAACUUUCCAAGCUGGGAAGUUGGGAAAUCUUUCCACUAUUGUGGAGAUACUGCUGGUAUUCACUCUUUAAAUACCUAUGAGCUUAUAUCACUUUCUUCUUUGGAAAGUUCGUGUUGAUUGCAAACAUUAUCUAUUUAGGCAAAUAUUAGCCAUUUCUUUCAGAUGUAGUAAACAUGAAUUGUUGGUACUCUGACCUUGUUAAAGAAACAACUUGGGUAACAGCUUGAAGUAUAGGAAAAAGAUGCCCUGACGCAAAUAUUAGUAUUUCAGUAGCCCCACACUUAAAAUCAUGCCUUUUUGUUUGCAAAACAUAAGGCUUGGAAAGCAGAUGCUUCUAACAGAUCUGUACAGAGAUGAUAAACAUUUGAUUAAACAUGAUGAAGAAACAUUUGUCACAGUUUACCGUAGCUGGUUUUAUACUUCAGGCUGAAGCAUGCAGGACCUAAUGACAUACAUAGUCACAGUGAAUCAUGUUUGUUUGUACUUGAACGCAGAUGCAAGUAUGUUAGUGUCUGGAGUCAUGAUUUGGCACUCAACCUGUAAAUGCAGAGAAAAGUCCUAUUCAACCAGAGUCAAUAGCUAGAAUAAGAAUGAACCUAUCUGGACAAAAUGGAGAGCUAGGCAAUCACCAACCACCUGAAGUUCAACAAGGGCAAGUGCCGAAUUUUGCUGCUGGAACAUGGCAACCCUGGCUGUACAUACGGACUGGGAGAUGAGAUGCUGGAAAGCAGCUCCACGGAGAAGGAUCUAGGGGUUCUGGUUGAUGGCAAGUGGAACAUGAGCCAACAGUGUCCCUGGCAGCCAAGAGGCCAACUGUGUCCUGGGUGCAUCCAGCACAGCAUGGCCAGCUGGACAGGGAGGGGAUUAUCCCACCCUGCUCUGUGCUGGUGCAGCCUCACCUGGAGCACUGGGUGCAGGUCUGGGCAACACAGGGUAAAAAAGAUAUUAAGCUGCUAGACAUUGUCCAGAAGAGGCUGCAGAGUUGGUGAAGGGUUUGGCAGGGAAGCCGUAUGAAGAGUGGCUGAAGUCACUUGGCUUUUUCAGCCUGGAGAAGACCAGACUAAGAGACAUCACAGUUAUAGCUUCCUCACAAGGGGAGGAGGAGGGGCAGGUGCUGAACUCUUCUGUUUAGUGACCAAUGACAGAACCCAAGGGAAUGGCAGGAAGGUGUGCCAGAGGAGGUUUAGGUUGGACAUUGGGAAAAGGUUCUUCACCCAGAGGGUGCUGGACACUGGAACAGGCUCCCCAGGCACCAAGCCUGACAGUAUUCAAGAAGAGACUGGACAAUGCCCUCAGACACAUGGUGUGAACUGUGGGGUUGUCAUAUGCAGGAACAAGAGUUGGACCUGAUGAUCCUUGUGGGUCCCUUCCAACCCAGCACAUUCUUUGAUUCUAUGAUUCUAAAGCUACAUUCCCUAAGGUUUCAGACAAACUUUGGUUUCUUUGUAACUUAUCUAAAGCAGCCAAAUGUGCUUAGAAAAAUCAGUAAUUUGGUCAGCAGUGUUGUUUACAUGGAAGACACAGUUUUCCAGUGUGCUUAGGUGUACUACACCUGCAUGAUGUGUGACCUUCAGGGAGGUGAAGCCUGGUGGGAGCGUGUGGUGGCACUGAACACAGCUGCUCAGCGUCCCCCUGUGCUGCUCCUACUUGGUAUGUGGGGUGAGCAGGACAGGCUCAGGCUGCUGCUGUAGUAAAUAAAGGUCUGUUGAUAAUCUUUUAUGGAAAACUAAUGGUGCUUACCUUUCAGCAGGGUUAUCAUCUACUGCUAAAUAAAUAUUUAGUUAAUCACCAUUGGCUCUGUAUCACAAACGAGUCUACUAGGGAGUAGUACUUAAUUAUUUCUAACUGACUCUUGAAAAGCCAUAGUAUUUUCCUGUUGUGAUUAUAGCUCAUGUAGAAGUAGGCAAUCACUUCUACAGGGCCAGGGGUUGCAAAGAACUGGAUUUGCUUGCUUGCUGUCUUGUUCCAUAUGUCUUUGUAUAGGACAAUUUGCUAAGAACUAAGUGAAUUUCAGCUGUUUGUAGAGCAAGUGUAUUUAGCAGCAGAAUUGGAAGUUUUCAUUAAGGUGGCUGUGCCUUUGUGUUAACUGUCACAAACUUCCUUCUUUCAACAAAUGUUUUUUAAAAGGGAGUUAAUAACCUAUCAAAAGUGAAGUUGCAUCCUGUUCUCUGCUAGUAGAAAUAAUGAUUUUUGCUAAUUGCAUUCAGUAAGUCCAUGUAGACUAAACCUAUACUUCUAUAAACGCUGUUUGGCUACAGAAGUUAGUUAAGAUAAAUAGACAGCUAAUUUAUAUCUGGAUUACGAAACAGAAACUUCUGUCUUCCAGUUCACUGUUUCAUGCUUAAAAAUCUGCAAAGUUGCAAAAAUGCUGCUAUCUACUGCCACUCUAAAGGUUUGUGGAGUUUUUUUGUUGUUUUGUCGUUUUUUGUUUGUUUGUUUUACACAAUAGUUGCUGUUAGAAUCUGGAGUAAUUUAGUGUGGAAGAAACCCUUUUAUCUCAAGUUAAAGUUGCUCUGGGACUCCAUCCUAAGAAAUGUUACGUGGGAAGUACACAAUAUGCUAUAAGUCAAUCUGAGUUUGAUGUCUUUUCAGCUGCUUUUUAGUAAAGGAAGGGAUCACAGGGUGGAUCUUUAUGAAUUUACAUCCACCUUUAUUCAAAAACAGAUGUGAGACUAAUCUCAGUUAAAUUUUCUUAUGAACGCACAUUUAUCUCUGUGCCUUCCAUCCAGAGAAGCUGCUCAGAUGAAUGUUGUAGGCUGAACCCUCUUGAUACUACUGCUUGUAGAGAGGCAAGCGUGGUGGGGUGAGGACUGCAGUACCUCUGCUGAUUUAUUACAGUUCUUUCCCUGCCCUUCUAGGUAUGGACAGUAGGAGAGGAAAUCUGUUUUUCAGUACAACAGGAGGUUCAUCUUGCUGUGGCAGAGUUGCUUCUAAAAGCCGAGGGGAUGUGCCUGAGGGAGAUAGCACCAGGAAGGGCUCAGGAUCUGGGUUACAGAUCCUUGUGUUAGGGGAAGAUUCAGACUAGAGCAGAGCACAGGACACCUGGGUUCCCUCUGCUCAGCUCCUUGUCCUUGUCUGUGUGCCAGCGCUUCCUGUUGUUAAAGAUCCUGUUUACUGUCUGGGUUCCAAAUAUCCCAGGAAGGUGGGAGGAUGGGAAGAAACAUGGGAAGAAAAGUAAACAGCAUUAUUUAAGGUGGAGUUUUGUGUUUUUAUAUAUAUAUUCACCAUUUUUUACCUGAUUUCAUAAAAGACACUCUAGAGUAAUUUUUUGUUUGCAUCAUCUUGCACUGAUUUCCUAAAGCAGAAUGUUUCGACAUGUGAAAACUGACCUGGAAGCCCGUAGUUAUUUGUAGCAAGGAGCAGAAUAUGGUUUAUGUACUUUUACUUCAAGUUCUUUCCGAUGUUCACAUAAAAAUGUUUGUUGCUGAUAUGAAAUAGAGCAUUAAGGAAAAACGUGUAAUCAGAGGAAAAUCUUAUUUCUAUUGGUGCAAAAUGGCAUGUUGCUCUGGUUUUGUUGCUGAACUUUAAGGCUUUUGAUUUAAAGAGCCUGAAAGAAUUAGAGUGCUGCUGCCUGAGCUGCAGAGCACACACCUGGCUGCGGAGGAGCAGCUCCAACGAGAACACAGCCGGCUAGCAGUGUAGUUCUCAUCCUGCUGCAUAGGAAGCCAAGCUAAUGGUUGAAAUAAUGAGUAAGCAGAUAUGUUAAGUGUGAAGAGAAGAAGUGUUACUUUUCUAAUUCUUUGUUGUGCUUUGUGACUACUAGUGUUUCUAUAAAUAACCAAAUCCUUUCCUUUGAGGUGUAGCUAGAAAUGGAAUUACUGACUGAUUUAGGACUAGAAAGGAAAAUUUAAUUCCAGGCUAUCCUUUGUUAAACAAAGAAAAAACUCUGCCUUUAACUGGAAGAAAAUGUUCUGGGACAGACAUUCUGCUCUUGCUAUGUCAUGGGAUCCCUAGGGAAAAAGCACAGUCGUAGUGGGAAUUUAGAGGUCACCAGCAACUUGCAAAUGUCCCUUUCUCGUGAUCCUGUUUUCAUGGCUCCCAGAUAGCGAGUAAAGUUAUAAACAAUAUGCUCGCUUGGAUCGGGGAGGGUGAGCAGGGAUUUGAAAAAUAAAAAUUUACUGAGGUCAACCAGUGUUUUCAUAUUGAAAUAAACUGAAAUUUUUUGCUCAUUUUCAGUGAGGUUUUAUAUUCACAAUAAUGAUCUUGUAUUUCUGCUGUACUACAAUCCUGCAGAUGCUACCAAUAAUGUUAGGGGGUUUUAGCUCUGUCUAGAGCAAGGCCAAGGUACUCAGCAUUGGGUUUUGGUGGGGGAAGGUAGUAGGUAACUGCAAAUAAAAUUGGUAGUGUUUGGAAAUACUUGCCUGUUUCAGAAGUAAACAAAAUGCUAGGAAGAUGUGUUUUUGACAGUGUUAAAUCAUUGUUUGUUUCCCUUGAGCUGCUGUUUGUGAUCAGAUAAGCAAUUCUGCGUAUCUGGGCCUUUUCUGUGAAAUGAUGAUGAAAGUAAUACGUAAGAAAUGUGAAGACAGAACUGCAAUAUAAGUCUCCAGCUUUCUAUUCUAAACAAAGCAAUAUUGCUGCUGUUUAAAUCUGUGCGCAAUAAUGUUUGCAUAGAGGACAAUUUCAGACAUCUUUGUACUAGUCUUCCUGGAGUUUGGAAGAAUGCCAGUGUGGCAAGCAGGGAGAACAAAAGGACAAUACUGAAAAUAUCUAGUCUGGGGCAGUCUUACUGUCACCAGACAGCAGGCUGGGACAGCAGCGAGAUUAGACAGGCAGCUCUGCCCGGUUUUCUUCAUGGUUUACUUGUAUGAAUCACUACUUGAAAAAAUUCCAGUACAAAGUUAUCUAAAGACUUAAAAAUGCCUCCACGACCAUCAUCUGGUGAACUAUGGGGCAUCCACUUGAUGCCACCACGGAUCCUUGUGGAGUGUCUUCUCCCAAAUGGAAUGAUAGUGACUCUAGAAUGCCUCCGUGAGGCCACCUUACUAACAAUUAAACAUGAACUUUUUAAAGAAGCAAGAAAAUACCCUCUCUAUCAGCUCCUUCAAGAUGAAUCUUCUUACAUUUUUGUAAGUGUCACACAAGAAGCAGAAAGAGAAGAAUUUUUUGACGAAACACGGAGACUUUGUGACCUGCGACUGUUUCAGCCUUUUCUAAAAGUCAUCGAACCAGUAGGUAACAGAGAAGAAAAGAUUCUUAAUAGAGAAAUAGGUUUUGCUAUAGGCAUGCCUGUCUGUGAAUUUGACAUGGUAAAGGAUCCAGAAGUACAAGACUUCAGAAGAAAUAUUCUUAAUGUUUGUAAAGAAGCUGUGGAACUUCGAGAUGCCAAUGCACCACACAGUAGAGCAUUAUAUGUCUGUCCUCCAAAUGUAGAGUCUUCAUCUGAGCUACCCAAACACAUAUACAAUAAACUAGAUAAAGGGCAAAUUAUAGUGGUGAUAUGGGUAAUAGUCUCACCAAACAAUGAUAAGCAGAAAUACACCUUAAAAAUCAAUCAUGACUGUGUGCCUGAGCAAGUGAUUGCUGAAGCAAUUAGGAAGAAAACACGAAGCAUGUUACUGUCGUCCGAACAACUGAAACUUUGCGUCUUGGAGUACCAGGGCAAAUAUAUUUUAAAAGUGUGUGGCUGCGAUGAAUACUUGCUAGAAAAGUAUCCACUGAGCCAGUAUAAGUAUAUAAGAAGCUGUAUAAUGCUUGGUCGCAUGCCCAAUCUGAUGCUGAUGGCUAAGGAAAGCCUGUAUAACCAGCUGCCACUGGACACCUUUACAAUGCCAUCUUACUCCAGGCGUAUCUCUACAGCUACACCCUACAUGAACGGAGAAGCUACAGCCAAAUCCCUCUGGACUAUAAAUAGUGCUCUCAGAAUAAGAAUCCUCUGUGCAACCUAUGUAAAUGUAAACAUUAGAGACAUUGACAAGAUCUACGUUAGAACAGGUAUCUACCAUGGAGGAGAACCUUUGUGUGACAAUGUGAAUACUCAAAGGGUACCCUGUUCUAAUCCCAGAUGGAAUGAGUGGCUACUGUAUGACAUGUACAUUCCCGAUCUUCCACGUGCUGCUCGGCUCUGCCUUUCUAUCUGUUCUGUUAAAGGCCGGAAGGGUGCCAAAGAGGAGCACUGUCCAUUGGCUUGGGGAAAUAUAAACAUGUUUGAUUACACAGACACCCUUGUUUCUGGGAAAAUGGCUUUGAACCUUUGGGCGGUACCUCAUGGGCUGGAGGAUUUGUUGAAUCCUAUUGGUGUUACUGGAUCAAACCCAAAUAAGGAAACUCCAUGUUUAGAGCUGGAAUUCGAUUGGUUUAGCAAUCCUGUAAAGUUCCCAGAUAUGACGGUGAUCGAAGAACAUGCCAAUUGGACUAUAUCACGUGAACUGGGCUUUAACUACAGCUGUGCGGGGCUGAGCAACAGAAUAGCUCGAGAUAACGAAUUAAGGGAAAGUGACAAGGAGCAACUGCGAGCCAUCUGUACACGGGAUCCUUUGUCUGAAAUCACUGAGCAAGAGAAGGACUUCCUCUGGAGCCACAGACACUAUUGUGUGAAUACUCCAGAAAUUCUGCCCAAAUUACUUUUGUCUGUUAAAUGGAAUUCUAGAGAUGAAGUGGCCCAGAUGUACUGUUUGGUAAAAGAUUGGCCUCCAAUCAAGCCAGAGCAAGCAAUGGAGCUUUUGGACUGUAAUUAUCCAGAUCCAAUGGUGCGAGCUUUUGCAGUUCGGUGUCUAGAGAAGUACUUGACAGACGACAAACUGUCUCAGUAUUUAAUCCAGCUAGUACAGGUUCUGAAAUAUGAACAGUAUUUAGAUAAUCAGCUUGUGAGAUUUUUACUCAAGAAGGCACUGACCAAUCAAAGGAUAGGACACUUCUUCUUUUGGCAUUUAAAGUCUGAAAUGCACAAUAAAACUGUAAGUCAGAGGUUUGGUUUACUUCUGGAGUCCUAUUGUCGAGCGUGUGGAAUGUACCUAAAGCAUCUGAGCAGGCAGGUGGAGGCUAUGGAGAAAUUGAUUAACCUCACAGAUAUUCUCAAACAGGAAAAAAAAGAUGAGACCCAGAAGGUACAGAUGAAGUUUCUUGUUGAACAAAUGAGACGGCCAGAUUUUAUGGAUGCUUUACAAGGUUUUAUCUCUCCUCUUAAUCCUGCGCAUCAACUGGGAAAUCUUCGGCUUGAGGAGUGCAGGAUAAUGUCAUCUGCAAAAAGGCCCUUGUGGUUGAACUGGGAAAACCCAGAUAUUAUGUCUGAAUUGUUAUUUCAGAACAAUGAGAUCAUAUUUAAAAAUGGAGAUGACUUGCGUCAGGACAUGUUGACACUUCAGAUAAUCAGAAUUAUGGAAAACAUCUGGCAAAAUCAGGGUCUUGAUCUUCGGAUGUUGCCUUAUGGAUGUUUGUCUAUCGGUGACUGUGUGGGACUCAUCGAAGUGGUGAGGAGCUCUCAUACCAUCAUGCAGAUUCAGUGUAAAGGAGGCUUAAAAGGAGCAUUGCAGUUCAACAGCCAUACAUUGCAUCAGUGGCUCAGGGACAAGAACAAAGGAGAAAUGUAUGAUGCAGCUAUUGACUUGUUUACACGUUCUUGUGCUGGCUACUGUGUUGCUACCUUUAUACUGGGCAUUGGUGACCGUCACAAUAGUAACAUCAUGGUAAAAGAUGAUGGACAACUGUUUCACAUUGACUUUGGGCACUUCCUUGAUCACAAGAAGAAAAAAUUUGGUUAUAAAAGAGAACGUGUGCCAUUUGUCUUAACACAAGACUUUUUAAUAGUGAUUAGUAAAGGAGCCCAAGAAUGUACCAAAACAAGGGAGUUUGAAAGGUUUCAGGAGAUGUGUUAUAAGGCGUAUCUAGCAAUUCGGCAGCAUGCCAAUCUCUUCAUAAAUCUUUUCUCCAUGAUGCUUGGCUCAGGAAUGCCAGAACUGCAGUCAUUUGACGAUAUUGCAUACAUUCGAAAGACCCUUGCGUUGGACAAAACAGAGCAGGAAGCUCUUGAGUACUUCAUGAAACAGAUGAAUGAUGCUCACCAUGGUGGCUGGACAACAAAAAUGGACUGGAUCUUCCACACAAUAAAGCAACAUGCUUUGAACUGAAAUGAAAGGAAAGAAAACAAGAACUGAUGGCCCGCUUUGUGGGUACUGCACUGUUAAUACCUGUUAGAAGCAGAGACUGGUUGCAUAGGAAUUGCACAAACCACGAACAACAUUAGAAUUUAUGGCAAGAAAAGAGAUGAACUGCUCAGACAACUGUUGAAAAAUAAUGUAAAACAGGGUUUCAGAUAGCACUAAAAUUGUACACUUCAAAAAAUAAGCUUUAGUAUGAUGUGUGACUUCAUGUUAUGCCUUAAGCCCAAAAAGGUAAACUUGGAAGAAUGUUUCCUUUUUUCAUUUGAUAGGAUAAAUUAGAAGGAAAAAAGAAAAUAGUGCUAGCGUGAACAUAGAGUCCAUCACAUAUUACCUUAGAUCUGGUACAGCAGCUGGAGACUAUGCUGGAUUGAGAAGAGUGGAGAGAAUUCAAAUGACAGGGAAUAUUUAAAUGCAGCAUAGUUUGAAGGGAAGGAGUUUUAAGCUCAAAGAUCUAAAAACAAUAGUGAGAGGACAGUGCCUUUUAAAUGUGCUCAGAGGCAUUAACAUUCAUGGGGUUUAGAUGACCCUUUGAUUUCUGGGUCAGUCAUCUGCACAGUUUCUGAAAGCAGUAGGAAAUAGGCCUGUUCCAUAUGGUGUUUCUUCUGCUCAGUAUUUCUAGGGGUGCAAUUCACAGCUUCACGAGGGAACUCCCUAUCAUCCCCAAAAACUGGCUAACCUGGAAACUGAAUGGUCAGAAUUGGGUUUAGUGCAACAGCGUUGUAGUGUUCAUCUUAGGUUUGCUUUAAUCUAACUUGAACUGAAUAGAUUUUUUUCAUACAUGUUUUCCAGAACCUAAAGAAAGGUGAGUUAUUAAAAUUAUUGAAAGAUUAUUUUUUUAUAAAGGCUAUUUAUAUAAUAGGAACUAUUAUUAAUAUAUAUUCUUUAUUUACAUGAUUUGUCCAAUAUUCAAUCUUUUAAUUUUGCAGCCCAGUUCUAUCUGUUCAAGAUUCCCGUUUCCAUUAAUGUCACUGAAGGUGACCAGAGAUAUACUCCUAGGACCAAAUUCAACCCUGGUGAAAGAGGAUACAAGUACCGUUGAAGCAGUGGGAGAUAAACCCACUAAUGCCAGUGGUGAACUUGGCCUAAGUCUCUUCAAAAAAAUUUUGGGCAUCACUCUCUACGUUACUGAAGUGAUAUGCUGACUAUUCAAGGAACGUACAUUUAAACCCUCAGUCUUUGGGUCCGCCAUUUCUCCUCUUUCUCUUCCUCAUUUGGAAGUGGUUGUUUAAUCCAGUAACAAAUACAUCAGAAAUAGCAAUUUAGAUUUUCAAUAUGAUGAAUAAUAAGCAGUUCAACAUACAGCAGAUACGUUGGCUAGCUCAAAGCAUGUAGAGUUACCAAACAUUUUAUAGCUGUGUCUCUUUUGUGUGUGUGUGUAAUAUAUAUUUGUAAAUCUAGUUGUUGUCCUCUAACACAAUUAUGAUGUGUGCAAUCAAUUAAAUUGGCACCACUUUUUCAAACUGUUCAGAGUACCGAGGAUUUCAGUUUGCCCUUAUGCACAACUUCAGGUAGGACUGAUUUUCUAAUUAUGAAACAGGUUUUUUAAUUAGUGAAACCCAUGAUUUUGGGGGUGAUGCUCAUCCUGACAUUUUAAACUUGCUAGAUUGGCAGCACUUGGAGUGAAUUCCAGAGGUCUGGGGCUUUCAGGGGUUCAGCUCAUUCACUUGCAAACACGCACCGAGGUGCCACUCAAAGUGCAAUACCCCAUGUAAUAUAAAAUACGCUGACAGCUGGUGUUAGAUUAGAAUAUAAGUAUAUAAAUAAACUGUACAUUGUGCAGGCUGAUGAGGUAAUGAGUGGUUGGCUUCAUUUAGCGAAUUGUAAUAUAUGAAAGAUGUGCAAUCGGUUACAUUAUGAAAGACUUUGGGGAUUGUCUAGCCAGGGCUUUGGUCUUUGAAGACACUUUCAUAGUCAAGAUCCCGCAGUUGAAUACUGCACACAUGGAUACUUGAUGUUGUGGGAGAAGCCUGAUUUUGUGAAAACUGCAGAAGUUCAAAGAAUAGUAUGGGGAAUGUGAAGUUUUAUUUCAUUAGUUCUAUGAAAUAUUUUGGACUAGUCCAAUAGACUUCCCAUUGCUCAUUUUAUUGACUGUUACAUAUUCCUUUUUGUUCAUAUGAAUAUUUUAACUCUUGCUAACCUUGGUCAUACUUUCUAGAGCAAAAUUACCCUUGUAAAUAUUACUUGGCGGUCAACACACUAAUGGUUUAGCUCUUCUAAAUCAUGGCUUAGCUUCAAUUUAAAUUUAGUUCACAAAAUCUGAAACCCUGUUGGCUGUAACUCUUAAUUUAACUGAGUAAAACUUGCACAAAUGCCAUAUUAGGUGCUACAUUAUCCUUAUUUAUCUGGUAUUGAAACAAUGCUUUACCUCACUUCUCUAAGAGAUGGUCAGCCUUUUGCAGCCUGGAUGAAAAAGUGUAUUCAAAUGUAUUGGAUGAGCCCAGCUUAUUUUGUACUUUGCCAUUUUCUAGCUAUUUACUUCUGUAAAUAUGAGUAUAAAUGUCUUUCAGUUCAAGCAUACAGUGUUCUGCACCCUUUUUGCACAAACAGAAAGGUAGGAGGAAUCAGGCUUUGUGUCCAGAAGUUAAUGCAACUAAAUGCUGUACACGAGCUGUAGAAAUUAUUGUGAACAUCAGAUAGUAAAAGAAAGGAAACUUCAUAGUGAUACAGACAUAACAAUUUGAGAUAAUUAUAGCCUUUAAAUAAAAAAAAAAUAGGAGGAGCUCAUGGGCUUCAAGCAGUUGUUCUUACCAUAACCAGGAUGGGCAUUUGAAAAACGUUCUGCCAGUCUUUCAGGAAAGAAAAAAACUUUAAGCUUCAAAGUAUUGAACCCUAAUUACCUUUUCCUGUUGUGCCAGUUUUGUGCUGAUGUAACUUGACUGAAGAUAGUGGAGGUACUAUUUACUUAGAUUGCUGUAAAAAUGAGAGGGUGUCAUCUGUUCUCAGUAUCAGAAAUCAGAGCUGCUCACAGACUGUGAAAGCACCUGUAACUGACCUCGAGAUUUUAACAGAGAUUGCGUAGGAUUUGGAUUUUUUUAACUAAUCCCACUACAUGGAGUUUUGAAAACGUGCCCUUUUAUUCUCACAGCUGCACGAAACACUAAGUAGCUUAUUCUGAGCUUGAGUUGAAUCUGACACCUCACUCCUGCAACACUUGGUAGUGGGGCUACCAGAGCAAGGAGCCCAGCGUUGGGCUGUGUCUUUUAUUACAAAGCGCUGGGAAAUUUAGUGAUUUAGUGAAAUACAAAUUUAAGGACAGUAACUUUUUCAACUGUGAAACUACGUUUGAUUUAAUGACAGAACAGGCUGGUGCCUAUGCGUUUUUCUUAAAAAUAUGUUGCUUUCCUAAAGGUAGCAGAAGAAGCACCUGUACUGACUUAGGUAUGCACGCUUUUCUGUUCUGAAGGGGUGCAAUAAGGUUUUUUCCAUAGGUGACACAGACUUUCAGUACAACUUACAAAAAAUCAUUUCAAUUAAAACAAAAUGGUGAGUGGUUUGGCAUCUUGUGGAGAAGAUAUAAGCCUGCAUCUUAACAGCAAUAUAGAAAUUACCAAGCUUGUAGAGAACUUUGUAUGUGAUGACCCUACUGUUAGUGGUUUGGAGGAUUGUUUUGGAGUUUUUUCCAACUUUCCCUUUAUUGUAAAAUAUUAAAUACCUGUAAGGUGGUCAGUAGCCCAUGUUUGUUGACAAUUUGAAGGUAUUUUCUUUGCUUUGUCAUUUUAUAACUGGCAUGUUCCAACGUCUGUUCUUAAUAAUAAUUGUGAAUGCCUCCUGUUUUGCAUGUCUGUACAGGUUGCAGACCUGGGCUGGACCCAUUCAAAAAGCAAAUAUCAAAAAAGCCACUUGAAAUUACUGUUUUGUUGAUGUCUUUGACAUCUUGAAAAUGCUUCAAGUUAAUGCAAAUGGAGUGGUAUUGCAGAAAGAAUUGUAACUCGCUGCUUCUAAGAUUUAUUUUUUAACUUGUUUUAGUUUUACUUGAAUGGAAGAACCACAUUUUUUUUUUUUAAAUACUAUAUAGCUGUGGAUGUUGUUGCAGAUUUAUGAAUCCAGAUUUAAUUUUGCAAUACAUGUUUCAUACAAAUAAUGAAUUUGUAUUUUUUUUGUGCUGAAAGUUGUCUCUAUUUAGGUAAGGCUCUGUCUGUCCACAAUGAUGUGUAGCUCAUCACCCCUGCGGCUGGUGUGGGGGUUUUGGUUUGGGUUUUUUGGUGUUUUGCUUUAUUUUUUACAUCUGUGUUAAUGAAGGGAAGCCAACUGGAAACUCGAUAUAGAAGUUCUCGAUCUGCAUACACUAACCCAUCUAUAGGUGCUCUGGUCUUUGAGAAAUUCUCAUUUCAUUUAUGCUGAUAUAACACUGACUUCAGGUUGCUCUUGAUUCACAACAGCAUAUGAAAUCAGAAUUAGACUAUAUGUAUAUUAGACUCCCAGGUUACUUAUGAAUAAGAUUCAGUAUGAAAGGCACUCUCUAAAUGAGAGGAAUGUUUACUAGCAGCCCAGACAAACACUUGACAAUUUUACUUUAGCCUUCUCAGCUCUCUAAUUCAUGCCUGCUGUAAUCUUGUCUAUAAUUACUUUCAUUCCUGAGACUUCCAGGAUUUUUAUUGCUUGCUACCUUAAAUGUUUCCUCUUCCUGCUCUUUCAUCGUAUAAAGACUUGUUGAACCCAUGCUCAGGAAGAACAGUUGUUCUUAAUUUGCAGUGCAAUAUUCUUGACUCCUGAGCUUUAUGGGAUAGACUUACAGAAGGAUGAGCUCUUGCUGUAUUAGCAGCCCUGAGUCUAAGCCAGAGAUGGAUCCCUCUGUCCCUAUUUCUUCGCUCUCCACCACCUCUCUCCCCAAAAAACAAACAUGCCCAUAGUGUGAAACAAUAUCAAAUAUUUGUAAGAGAAGGUCAAUUGAAGCAAUGCUCUGCCUGUACUUUGAAGCCAACAUCCCCAUUGGUUUGCAUAAAUGUGUCUUAAGUUUAAGUGUCCUUACUGUCACUUCUGUAUGUACUGCAAUAUUCUUUUAGCAUAAAGGUGGCAAAAAAUACACCAAUUCUAUCUUGACUGUUUCUGAAAUUCUAGUGCCAGUUCCCCAGUAGCUAUUAAACUGGUUUAGGAACCAUUUAGUUCAGUGCAACUGUGUUCAGUUUUGUUAGGAAUUUGUUCUAGUAUUAAAUUCAUCACAGUUAAACCUGACCUAAUCAUAUUGCUGAAGUUAUAGAAAGCCUAAUUCAAGGAGAAGCUAUUUCUUCUAAGAAUCUUCUGUCUGCUGUAGUUUAGUUAAUCCAUAAGAGCCAAAACAUGGAUAUUCAUCACUGCAGUCUCAUUCUGGUUUGUUUAUUUGGUUUAAGUAUGUAUAAUCUCUUCCCAGGCCUUAUUAAUAGCGUUCUAUAUCCUGAAUUAUCAACUGCCCCAGGUUGUCUAGAGUUGUCUUACUGUUUCAUUAGGGGCAGGGGAAAGAAGAGGAAGGGAGGAGGAGAUGAAUCCUCUUCUUUCUUGUCUUACAGCCACUGUGGUUCAAAUCCUUCAUCUUCUCUUGUGAAGAUAAAUGUUGAAUUCAUCACCUGGAAGUAUCAUCUCUUCCCCUUGCCCUCUUGCACCUCUGCAAGCUUUAACUCUGAAUAUCCGCAUACACUAUUGAAAUCCAUUUCUCUGAUGGAGAAAAGGAUUUAAAAUAUUGCAGUCUGCUGUCCUGGAUUCUCAGGCUUAACAUUUUGAAAGUAUUGUGGUCAUUGCAACUGACACCACAAUCACAAGAACUUCCACAGAAUCGCAUAAAUUCACUGAGGUUGGUGGAGACUUGUGGAAAUUGUCCAGUCCAGCAGCCCUGUUGGAGGCAGGAUCAGCCAGAGCAGGUUGCCCAGGCCGUCAUCCAGUUGGGUCUAGAGCCUGUCUGAGAAACAAGAGUCCACAGUAAAAGCUUUUCUUAAUGUUUAUAUGAAAUUUCUUCUGUUUCGUUGCCUAAUGUCCGUUCAGUGGGCAGCACUGAGAAAUGCCUCGCCUGUUGUCUUUCCUCCUCUCCAUCAACUAUAUACAUUGACCUGAUGCUCCUCAAGCUUUCUCUUCACUGGGCUGAACAAUCUCAGCUCUCUCAGCCUCCCUUCAUCAUCUUCAUAACCCUUUGCUGGACCCAUGCCAGUAUGUCCAUGGCCAGUUUAUACUGGGAGCGCUGGACCCGGCACUCCAGGUGUGCUUCCCCCGUGCUGAGCAGAGCGCAGGUUGGACGUUCACCUCCCUCCACCCGUGGGCAAUGCUUGUCCUAAGGCAGGGGAGGAUCCUGGUGGCAUUUUGGAUAAACAGAGCCCGGGAGGGUGUCAUCUCCUGAUGCUUAGAUGUAACUUUGAAGCUAGAAGCAUUACAUGUCUGCGUCAAAAGGAGAGCACAAACACCCACCAGUGCUUGAAAUAUCUCUUAAAAAUGAGGCAAUUACCUUUGAAAUAACCACUACUAGGGGGUGGGAGGGAUGUUGCCAUGUGUAUGUAAUUCUGUAAUAAAGGUCCUGUGGUAAAGUAGUUAGAAAGCAAGACAUUUUUAGUAAUAAUGGGCCAAAAAAGUAUUUAAGAUGCAGAAAGAUGCAUGUGUUGUCAUACUGAGAAUAGUCUUGCAGUACUUUUUUUUUUUAAAAAAAAAAAGCUCUUUUUCCCCUUCUGCUGUGCUAUUCAAGUAACAAAAGUUUGGCCUAUGAUACUUCUUGUAGUUCAUGUUCAUGGGAAGCUGUAAAAAGUCUGCUUUUUAUUUAUCUUUGCAGUCUGUAUCACAUGCUGUUUAUUAAAAAAAGCCCUACUUUUGUUUGGUUUUUAUCACACUUUUGAGUGUUCAUGUAUAUACUAACAACUAAAUUAAAACAAUAUGGUUGGUACA
Columba livia (rock pigeon) is the source of this 20145-nucleotide messenger RNA. RefSeq names its product phosphatidylinositol-4,5-bisphosphate 3-kinase catalytic subunit alpha (gene PIK3CA). The transcript has 21 exons. Gene Ontology annotation, molecular function: 1-phosphatidylinositol-4-phosphate 3-kinase activity; 1-phosphatidylinositol-3-kinase activity. NCBI's taxonomy places the organism in Eukaryota, Metazoa, Chordata, Aves, Columbiformes, Columbidae. The coding region runs from base 10069 to 13275 and encodes 1068 amino acids. Gene Ontology annotation, cellular component: phosphatidylinositol 3-kinase complex, class IA; plasma membrane; phosphatidylinositol 3-kinase complex, class IB. The record is from RefSeq and is a predicted model, not a curated record. Gene Ontology annotation, biological process: phosphatidylinositol-mediated signaling; phosphatidylinositol 3-kinase/protein kinase B signal transduction; cell migration.